Molecule: messenger RNA, 7077 nt
Organism: Schistosoma haematobium
Lineage: Eukaryota; Metazoa; Platyhelminthes; Trematoda; Strigeidida; Schistosomatidae
Product: Transcription activator BRG1
Exons: 13
Coding region: 2206-6105 (1299 amino acids)
Biological process (GO): positive regulation of transcription by RNA polymerase II
Cellular component (GO): nucleus
Molecular function (GO): ATP-dependent chromatin remodeler activity; histone binding; ATP binding
Source: RefSeq, a predicted model, not a curated record
AAUUGCGCCUAAUUUGGUGUUUUUCGUCUUUGGUUUGACCAGUCUGUACUUAGACCUUUUAGAUUUCAGCUUUGUUAUGUAUCAUAUCUAUUACCUUAACUUACAGAAAGACGUUUCCUUGUCGCUUUUCAUCCUUCAGGUGGCUUUCAGGCUUUUAGAAUGGCUUUAACUGCUACGAAAUUGGUUUCAAUUACCAACUUAUGAGUUUUCUACUCUUUCAGUUUACCAAAUAAAUUUACGGAAUGCAAAUUAUGUGUAUGAUGGGACCUUGUAGGUACGGGUGAAAAAUCAGUACACCCAGUGGUUUGUUCGAUUUCUCUUUGAAAUGUCUGGUUGUAAUUUGUUUCUCGAGAAAGAUCUUUGGAGUCACUAAAUAAGAUACCCUAUGAACCGGAAAAUUGAUUUUAAGUGUCAUUUCUGAAAACUGGUCCUCGCAAAAUAUAUCCGGUCUUGUUAUUGUCGUUGGUGGAGUGUGUUGUUUCAUUAUAGGGACAACAACAACACCGUAUUUGUUGCUUUCAUGAAUAAAUCCCCAGCUUUCGUAUAUCUGUAGGUCAUUUGGCUUCUUUUAAUAAGCAGCUGAAAAUCGUUGAGGAAAAUCUUGGAGGUGGUAACAUUUUAGAUGCCAGUAGAGAUACUUAAAAACUUAAUUGCAUUAACCAUGAAACGGUAGAACAGUGUGAAAAACUGUUAGCAUUAUUUUAAUAUUGUUAACCUCUGUCAAGUGUCAGAAGCCAAAAGUUAUACAUAACUUUCCAUCAGUAAUGUUGAUUAGGCCGUAAUUUGGUGAUCAUUGACAAAGAUCAUACAUGCUGUGUUGUGCCAAGUGAUUUUUUCGUAUUCUAUGUGGUGAAUCCACUUCUUGACAACUGACUGGAACAUGGGUAUAGAUUUAUAUUAAAAGUGAACUGUUCUUCAACAACGGUGUGUGCCAUCUAUUAACUCCUUUAUCCAACCUGAAAUAUGACUUCGUGAUACUUCUUUUAUGGUACAAAAAUAGUAACCAACAUUUACGGACAUUAUUAUUUGUACUUCAGUCGUCUCAUGAUAAGUGCGCGAGAUAAACUAAUAUCACCCUACAAGCAAGUGAUCAAGUUACAACUAAGUAACUUAGUUUUACAAUACUUUUCUUUCCCUUUCAUUUCAACGUCUUUUUGUUUAUUUUUCCUCUGUCUUUUUAUGAAGUUUGUGAGUUUAAGCUCAUCAACCUUUUAGCUCGAGGUCAUACGUUGUUAUGCCUAUCGAUUCACAUGAAAUGUGUUUUUCCAUUAAACUAUUCAAUUUUUCUUUUACUUUCUGUAUGUACGAAGGAUCAAUGAGAAUGUCGGUCGCACCAGUUCAACAGGGUCCAUUUAUGAAGGAUCAGUUGGUUCAAUUGCGGGCACAGAUUAAUGCUUUCAAGCUACUUUCCAAAUCACAGCCAGUCCCUGAAACAUUAUUACUAGCGGCCGAAGGAAGACAGUUACUCAGUCAUGCACCUAUUGUUAUGAGUGGACCACCUGCACCAAAUGUCCCUGUACAACAAUGGAAUCAAUCUUCUGUAAACUCCAUGCAAAAUUCGCCAUUUGUCGGGUCUCCUCAGUCGUCUGUCGUUCAGAGUGAAUUCCAUCCGGUGAAUCCUGCCCUAGCAAUAUCUCGAGUAAGACCUAAUAUCCAACCCAGUUUAGUGGCUGCACGUAUAGGUCCCCCAGUAGGCUAUCAAUCAUAUACAACCUCAUCUUCAAAUGGAACCUUUCUGCCUGGGGGUACUGGCACAUAUGGAAGGAGUAGACUUACUCCUAUUCAACGACCUCAGGGUUUGGAUCCCGUAGAGCUACUAAAAGAGAGGGAACAGCGUAUCCAGUCUCGCAUUGCGCAGCGUAUCAAAGAACUAAGUAGUCUUUCUGUAUCUAGUACAUCGGAACAAAGAGUAUCAUUAUUGAUUGAACUUCGUGCUUUGCGUCUACUGAAUUUUCAGCGACAACUAAGGCAAGACAUAGUGUCAGCUAUGCGCCGAGACACGAGCCUUGAGACAGCUCUUAAUGUCAAGGCGUACAGAAGGCCGAAAAAACAAACUCUUCGAGAGGCUCGGUUCACGGAAAAGUUGGAGAAACAAAUGAAACAUGAGCAAGAAAAAGGCGUCGUCAAAAACAUCAAGAAUUUCUGAAUGCUGUUCUUAGCCACGGAAAAGAUUUCCGAGAGUUUCAUCGUAAUGUUAACAGCAGAAUGGUGAAAAUAAACAAAGCCGUUCUAAAUUACAAAGCCAAUGCUGAGCGUGACAAAAGAAAAGAACAAGAACGAAUUGAUCGUGAGCGUAUGCGACGUCUUAUGGCUGAAGAUGAGGAAGGUUAUCGCUGUCUUAUUGAUGCGAAAAAAGACCAGAGACUUCAUCACUUACUCACCCAAACAGAUGAAUUUAUUAGUAAUUUGACUAAACUUGUUCGUGAACAUAAACGAGAGCAAAGUAAGCAGCGUUUUAGGGAACGGUCGGAAAGAAGAAAAUUCGCACAGGAAUCAGCUCUGCAAAAUGCUGUUGUAUUCUAUCGAAAAUUGGCUGAUGAUGUCAUUAAAAACGGUGGACAACCCCCGGCCUAUUUUUCUACUCUUCCAUCUACUGAGAAAUUUCCUGAAGAACUUAAUCAAGUGAAUCGUGACUGGUUAUGUGGCAAAAUGUCGUCUUCUAACAUCCAGUUACCUGACGUGCGUAUACCUAUGUAUCAAACAACAACAAAAGAAAUUGUUGAAGGUGAUGCUGCUCCUUUAGCCUCAGAAGUUUGCACUUGGCUACAAGAACACCAGGGCUGGGAGAUUCUUCCAACUGAUACUGACGGGUCAGUAAUACAUGACUUAUUGGAACCAGACGAAGAGUUCAAGCGUAAACGUAAAUUUGAUGACGAUGAUGAUGAUGAUGACAAUAGUAUGGUACAUGUCGGGACGGAAGAUGAUGAAUAUAAUAAACGUGGUGAAUCUGGUGCAAAUGCACCUCAAUCCUAUUAUACUCUUGCUCAUGCUGUACGAGAAGAAGUUAAAGAACAAGCUAGUAUUCUUGUCCAUGGUCGAUUAAAAGAAUAUCAAUUGAGGGGUCUCGAGUGGCUUGUUUCAUUAUAUAACAAUAACCUUAAUGGCAUACUUGCUGACGAGAUGGGUCUGGGCAAAACGAUUCAGACAAUCGCUUUGAUUACGUACCUAAUGGAAAGGAAACGCGUUAAUGGACCGUUCUUGAUUAUUGUACCGCUUUCAGUCAUGUCUAAUUGGGCAAUGGAGUUCGAUCGAUGGGGACCAAGUGUGAAAAAGAUAUUAUAUAAAGGUUCACCUCAAGCUCGUCGACUUCUUCAAACACAAAUAAAAGCAUCAAAAAUCAAUGUACUGUUAACAACCUACGAAUAUAUUAUUAAAGAUAAAUCAGCUCUUUCUAAAGUGAAGUGGAAAUACAUGAUAAUUGAUGAAGGUCAUAGAAUGAAAAAUCACCAUUGUAAAUUGACUCAAGUAUUAAACACAUAUUAUACUGCACCAUAUCGACUUCUACUCACUGGUACACCACUGCAAAAUAAAUUACCUGAAUUAUGGGCUCUACUGAAUUUCUUGUUGCCAACAAUUUUUGAAAGUGUCAAUACAUUUGAACAGUGGUUUAAUGCUCCUUUCGCUGCAACAGGAGAAAAAGUCGAAUUGAACCAGGAAGAAACCCUGCUUAUUAUUCGUCGAUUACACAAAGUAUUACGACCAUUCUUAUUACGUCGUCUCAAACGUGAAGUAGAAUCGCAAUUACCAGAAAAAGUCGAAUAUGUGAUUAAAUGUGAAAUGUCAGAUUUACAAAGAGUUCUUUAUUCACAUAUGCAAUCUAAAGGUGUAAUUUUAACUGAUGGAUCAGAAAAAGAUAAAAAGGGUAAAGGUGGUUGUCGAACUUUAAUGAAUACAAUUAUGCAGCUUAGAAAGAUUUGCAACCAUCCAUUUAUGUUUCCACACAUCGAAAUGGCUAUAGCUGAACAAAACUUCCUAAAUGUACACAAUGGUAACCCCCCACCAACUUUACCAGUACCAACACAAGUUGAAGGUAAAAUAUUAUAUCGUUCUUCUGGAAAAUUCGAGUUACUGGAUAGAAUUCUGCCCAAAUUAAAAUGUUGUGGACAUCGUGUGUUAAUAUUUUGUCAAAUGACAAGUUUAAUGACAAUUAUGCAGGACUACUUUGAUUACCGAAAUUUUCGUUAUCUACGUCUUGAUGGAACUACUCGUUCAGAAGAUCGUGGAGAAUUACUAGUGAAAUUUAAUGAUACUUCCGAGGAUAUAUUUAUUUUCUUACUUUCAACUCGUGCUGGCGGCCUAGGUCUUAAUCUCCAAGCUGCCGAUACAGUGAUUAUAUUUGAUUCAGAUUGGAAUCCUCAUCAAGAUUUACAAGCACAGGAUCGUGCUCAUCGUAUUGGUCAACAAAACGAGGUUCGAGUUCUGCGUUUAAUCUCAAUAAAUUCAGUUGAAGAAAAAAUCUUAGCAGCAGCGCGUUUCAAAUUGGACGUGGAUCAAAAAGUUAUCCAGGCCGGUAUGUUUGAUCAAAAGUCUACUGGUACAGAACGACGUCAGUUUUUACAAGCGUUACUUGAACAAGAUGAAGAAGCCGAUGAAGAAGAAGAUGAAGCACCUGAUGAUGAAACUAUUAAUCAGAUGUUAGCCCGAAAUGAAGAAGAAUUCGAAAUCUACCAAAGGUUAGAUGCCGAACGCCAAUUUGCUGAAAGUCAACAGGCCAAACGGGAACCACGUCUAAUGGAGUUUUCAGAAUUGCCAAAGUGGAUUGUACGAGAUGACAUCGAGCUUGAACGAAGUCUUUCAUUAGAGGAUAAUGUUUUUGGAAUGAAACGUCAGCGUAAAGAAGUGGAUUAUUCAGAUGCACUCACUGAGCGUCAGUUUCUUAAAGCAAUCGAUGAGGGUAGCUUAGAAGAAGCUGAAGAACGUCAGCGUCAAAAACGAGCAGCACGGAAAAAACGCAAGCGAUUAGAUGAUUCUAGUUUUAUGGAUGAUGGGAGCUCAGAAACUGGAAGUGUUAUUAUGGCUGCACCACAAGCUGCUAAACGUCGCCGUGGACGUCCACCUCAUGGUUCUUCUACUGGGAGUACAUCCAGAUCAUCUAAUCAAUCAGUUUCACCAAAGUUAGCUAAAAAACUACAACGUUUAUUAGAUAUUGUAAUAGAAUACAAAGACAAAGAUCAAAGAAUUCUUAGUGAACCGUUUAUGAAAUUGCCUACAAGAAAAGAAUUGCCAGACUAUUAUGAAGUGAUUAAAAAGCCUGUAGAUUUUAAUCGUAUUCGACAGCGUGUAAAAGAUGGAAAAUACCGAUCUGUAGAUGAACUGGAAGCUGAUAUUUUACUUUUGUGUAAAAACGCUCAAACAUAUAAUAUGGAUGGAAGUCUAAUCUUUGAAGACUCAGUGGUAUUGCAGUCAGUUUGGACUAAUGCUCGAGAAAGAUUGGAAGAAAUUGAAUCACGUCAACAAUCUGAUUCUCGUCAAUCAAGUCAGUACAAUAGUUACUCUAGUCAACAUAGGCAUGUUACUAUAGACGAUGAAGAUGAUGAAGAAGAUGAACAAGACGAUGAAGAUGAGCCAAGUGAGACGUCAAAACAUGCACCUAUAUCAACAGGACCACGAUAUGUUGUCUGUAACACACCAGCUACCGAUGUAACCGGUAAUGCAGGUAGAAAUGGUCAGCAAAAUAUCCCCGAUAAUUCAAUGAAUGAGGAUAGUCUUGGAGGGUUGGAUGAUUUAGAUGAUGAGGAAGAUACUAUGGAUGAUGAUGACAGUGCCAGUCGAAGUUCUUUCAGUAGCAAAGCGAGACGCAUGUCACGUAAACCAACGUAUUGUAUAUCUCGUACAACAAACAGUUCCGUCUCUGUUAUCUCAAAAACGAAUCUUCCACCUGGAUCUCAUAAUCAUCCCCGUUCGUUAUCUGCUACUGAAUCUAGAGGAACAGUUUCUGUUGUUGAAUCCAUACGUAUCAACACAUCAACUGUAGAAUCUCUCCUACCACCAAGGAAAGCUCGCUCACAUAAACGUGUUAUGAUGGUUGAUGAUAGUGAAGAAGAGGAUGAAGAAGACUCUGAUAAUGACGCAGUCGAUGAUGAUCCUGAUGAUGAAGACUUCUAAACAAUUAUUUAUGAAAUGUUUAUUCCGUAAACCAACAUUUUCACUUCAUGAACUUACCCUUCAUUCAAUUUGGGUUUUUUUUCUUUAAGUGUUUAAAUACAUUAGGCAUGUUAUGUUGUAAUUUAUCACCUUUUCUCUCAAAAUAUAAACAUUGUUGUUGUAUGUUAAGUGGAAAUAUAGUACGUUUCGUAAUUGUUACAUUCUUAUAAUAGUUCAUUAAUAUUUUUUGUGUUGUUAGUUAUUCCUGAAGUUGGUUGUAAUGUAAAAUAAUUAUCACAAAUAGAGCUUGACGGUGAGGCUAAAUGUGGCCUACUCCUAAUAUCUACAUAGACAAUUAUUAUUUUAUUGUUCUAGUCUUACUGGAUAAAUGUUAGGAGGUUGAUUUACAACAUUUUUGAGCAGCUUAUUGCUUCAAUUAUAGUUAACCAAAGUCACCAAUCUCGCUCAAUUACUUACUCGUUUUCGUGGCUUUAACAAACGAUUAAAAUGUUCACAAGACAGUCAUCUUAUCGUGAUUUAUUGGUUUCAGAUCUUAAUAUAUACCAGCUAUAAUAAGUACGGUAGCUGCUUAGUGUUAGUUGCAUCUACUUUACCGAAGUCAGUGUUUUGAGUUCAACCCAUUUAUUUCGAAAAUGACCUCCAGCUUCUCCAACCACACUGCAUUACUUUACAUAAUCAAACAUGCUGGUCUUACUCAAAAAUAGUAAUCUUGUAAUCAAUGUACACUAGUUGGGCAAAGAUUAGUAUCAAUGUAUGGAUGACGAUCUACAUCAGCAUUUACUACAGAUACAAUUGCCUACUAUUGUUUAGACACUUGCGUAUCAGUGAUAUACAUUGAGUAACAUUUGAAUACGUUGUAUAUCAUCACACAGUAAGAUGAAACCAAUCACGUCACAAUGUACUUUGUUAAUAAAAUUUCCCAAAUGUCAUGGAGGGCAAAUCAUGGGAUUAGGCAACCUUGCCAAAUCCAAC